AUGGCCGCAUCACCCGCCUACCAGACCGUGUCGGGCUACAUGACGCCCGUGUCCGACGAGGACACGCUGCAGAUGUGGACGCCCGCGGACGCCGAGACCCAGGCUCUCGAGGACCAGCUCAACUCCCACCCGUACGUGCAGUCGCUGCGCCAGAACCCGGCCUUCGCGGAGCACCGGCCGCACCUCAAGGUGCCGCCGGCGUGGCGGGCGCACAACCUCACGGGCGGGACGCUCAUGGGGCCGGGCAAGGUUCCGAUCCCGCCGCUGGGGUUCGUAGACGCGACAGGCGAGAAGAAGGAGUUCAUCCAGAUCAGCUACGUGGGGCAGGACCUGUGCGGGCACCCGGGCAUCGUGCACGGCGGCUUCCUGGCCACCAUGCUCGACGAGGGCCUGGCGCGGCCCGCCUUCGAGGCGCUGCCGCACCGCGUCGGCAUGACGGCCAACCUGAACGUCAACUACAGGGCGCCCUGCAAGGCGGACCAGUUCGUCGUGCUCAGGGCCGAGGUCACCAAGUCCGAGGGCCGCAAGGCCUGGGUCCAGGGCAGGAUCGAGACGCUGCCCGAGGGCGACGACAAGCCCGUGGAGCUGGCGAAUGCCACGGCGCUCUUCAUCGAGCCGAAGCAGGCUGCGGGUCUGCGCAAAUUUGCACCGGCUACAUAA
This is a messenger RNA of Diaporthe citri, 660 nucleotides long. RefSeq lists its product as uncharacterized. NCBI's taxonomy places the organism in Eukaryota, Fungi, Ascomycota, Sordariomycetes, Diaporthales, Diaporthaceae. The transcript has 2 exons. Bases 1 to 660 code for a protein of 219 amino acids. The record is from RefSeq and is a predicted model, not a curated record.